AUGGGUUCACCGGGCAAACCCCCGAUCUUCGAUGGAUCCGAUUACGACUAUUGGAAGGUGCGCAUGCGUGCCUAUCUUUUGAGUCUAGGUUCCGAGGUCUGGGAGAUUUGCGUGGACCCUGAUUAUGUGAACCUUGCGGUCCGCACGACCGAGCUUCAGUUGGAGGUGCUUGGGAGCGAGGAGCUUGCAUUGAUCAUCCACAAGUUCCAACGUGCCUUCAACAACAGACAAGCACGAGCGAAGACCUGCUUCAACUGCGGCAAGACCGGCCACUUCGCCGCCGAGUGCCCCAGGAAGAAGAGUUCCAGGGAUGAUGACGGCCGCUCCAAGCACGAGGAGUACCGCGAGCACCGCCACAAGCACAAGAGUGGGCACUCCCACAAGAAGAAUGGCGGACGUUCCAAGCGGCACCACGAGCGGAAGAAGAAGAACGUCGGCAAGUACAAGGACAAGCAGGCGUUCGUCGCCCAGAGCGAGGAUCACUCCUCCACCAGCCAGAAUAAUCAGGAUUUGAUCAUUAAGGAUGCUAAGAGGCAGUUUAGGGCGUUGAGACAGGAGCUGAAGGAAGCUAAGUUAGCUUUAGAGAUUGCUCAGUCUGCCCCCAUAGUGGAGGAUUGUAUUGAGGAGGAUGAGUGCAGUCAGUGCAUCGGCUUGAUGUCUGACUUGUCCGAGCUUAGGAGCAAGUAUGAUGAGAACUUGCUCAAGCUCGAGGAGGGCAAGAAGGCCAUGGAUGAGCUCAAGUCCCGGCCUACCCUCUUGGGUGCUUGCAAGGAGUGCCCAGCACUUAGAGAAGAGCUUAAGGAGAAGAAUGUUGCUUUGAGGAAGUUGGAGAAAUCCGCACCUGAUCUCUGA
Panicum virgatum (switchgrass) is the source of this 852-nucleotide messenger RNA. RefSeq lists its product as uncharacterized. The coding region runs from base 1 to 852 and encodes 283 amino acids. The transcript is spliced from 4 exons. Gene Ontology annotation, molecular function: nucleic acid binding; zinc ion binding. Lineage: Eukaryota; Viridiplantae; Streptophyta; Magnoliopsida; Poales; Poaceae. The record is from RefSeq and is a predicted model, not a curated record.